GCGUCGUCGUUGGUUGGCGUGGCGGUCAGAUAAAUACUUAAAAAAAUCUACAAUUUUUUAAUUGAAAAAUAAUUACCAAGCUUAUUAAAAAAUACCAAACUCAUUGGACCAAAGCUAAAUGGCUACAAACAAGAGUUUUGUUAACCAGGUAUGAAUCUAUUCAACAUUUCAUAUAACCAUGCCUAAAUUUGAGCUCUGGAUUUUAUUGCUAACGCAGGUGUCAUUUGCCUGUGCAGUGAUUCCGAUUCACAUAGAAUCCUUCAACGGUUAUGGACAUCCGCAAUAUGUUACAAACUUGAACUGUUCAAUAGGGACAAUUCGGCAAAAAAUGCAAGUCAUGAACUUUGACUGCACUUUCCCUCAGGAAUUUGACAAGCUUAUGAUAAGAUUCAGUCUUUUCAAAAGGGAAGGUGGCCGAUAUCAAAUGUUCAAUAUUGACUCCAAAGAAGAUCUAUGCAAAGUUCUUGAUAAAACUGAACGUUCAAAUGUUGUAAGUCGCAUGAUGCCAAUGUGGAAGUAUUAUGGACAUUUUCCAGAUCUUUGUCCCAUUAAGGGAGAUAUAACAGUGCGGCGCUAUCCAAUUGAUCUGGCGUUUUAUCCUUCAGUUUUUCCAAGUGGGGACUUUAAAAUUGUUGUUCAAAUAAUCGAGAGUAAGCAAAAUAUUGGUAUUUUAAAUGUCACAGCUGGUUUUAUUAGUAUGCAUGUUGGAUGCUGUGACAAUGUGGAUGUCAACUCACCAUCAAUAGAAUGUCCAAUUGAAAUGUCACCAACUGCUGAAUUAAUACUUUUGGCUGUUGUACCAAUUCAAUGA
This is a messenger RNA of Eupeodes corollae, 811 nucleotides long. RefSeq lists its product as uncharacterized. The record is from RefSeq and is a predicted model, not a curated record. The transcript has 5 exons. Lineage: Eukaryota; Metazoa; Arthropoda; Insecta; Diptera; Syrphidae. The coding region runs from base 179 to 811 and encodes 210 amino acids.